Messenger RNA from Pan troglodytes (chimpanzee), 4577 nucleotides. RefSeq lists its product as uncharacterized. Gene Ontology annotation, molecular function: RNA-DNA hybrid ribonuclease activity; nucleic acid binding. Lineage: Eukaryota; Metazoa; Chordata; Mammalia; Primates; Hominidae. Gene Ontology annotation, biological process: DNA integration. The transcript is spliced from 2 exons. The record is from RefSeq and is a predicted model, not a curated record. Bases 450 to 2501 code for a protein of 683 amino acids.
CGACGGUCAACCGACUGCCAACCCCGACCUCAUAAACGCAACCUUUCCUCUGACCAGGCCGGCGUGGGACUACAACACGGCAGAAGAUCCCCAGGCCACAAUCCACCCGACAAGUGAGAGAAUUCCUGGGGUCGGCGGGAUUUUGCAGACUAUGGAUACCUGGGUUCGCAGAACUGGCUAAACCCUUGUAUCAGGCAACACGGGGGUAACAGCCAUUUAAUUGGACAGACGAAGCGGAGUUGGCCUUCCAACAGAUUAAAACCGCCCUACUCUCCGCGCCUGCACUAGGACUACCUGAUGUUACCAAGCCCUUCCACUUAUACGUGGAUGGGAAUAAGGGUGUCGCCAAGGCGGUAAUAACUCAGAACUUAGGCCCCUGGCGGAGGCCAGUUGCCUACCUGUCAAAGAAGUUAGACCCAGUAGCUGCUGGGUGGCCCCCUUGUCUCCGAAUGAUUGCGGCCACAGCUCUGAUGGUGCAAGAUGCUGAUAAACUUGUCAUGGGGCAAGAAUUGCGGGUCGUUACUCCACAUGCCAUCGAAGGUGUACUCAAACAGCCACCUAAUCGAUGGAUGAGUAACGCCCGGCUCACCCACUACAAAGGACUACUACUAAAUCCUCUCAGGAUAAUUUUCCUGCCCCCAACGACCUUAAACCCUGCCUCGCUGCUGCCCAACCCGGACCUGGACGCCCCACUCCAUGACUGCACCGAGAUACUAGCUCAGGUGCACGGAGUUCGAGAAGACCUGCAGGACCGCCCACUUCCUGACGUCGACCUCGUCUGGUUCACUGAUGGGAGCAGCUUCAUGCAUCAAGGCCAGAGGUACGCUGGGGCGGCAGUAACUUCAGAGACUGAGGUAAUCUGGGCGGAACCCCUGCCCCCGGGGACAUCGGCCCAGAAAGCCGAACUGAAAGCGCUCACCCAAGCUCUUACCUUAGGGGCGGGGAAAAAGCUGACAGUAUAUACAGACAGCCGAUAUGCUUUUGCAACGGCGCAUAUACAUGGGGCCAUUUACAGGGAGCGAGGGUUACUGACGGCUGAAGGAAAAGAGAUAAAAAACAAGCAAGAGAUCCUAGCCCUGCUAACAGCCCUAUGGAGGCCAGAAAAAUUAGCCAUUGUACAUUGCCCAGGGCAUCAGAAACUAACUACUCCAACUGCUCAAGGCAACUUUCUGGCAGACCAAACUGCAAGAAAUGUGGCGAAGGCUCCCAGCCAACUCCUUGCACUCCAGCUCCCUGACCCGGGCCCCUGGGACUUGCCAUAUUUCCCUGAAUAUUCAGAACAAGAUCUCCAGUGGAUUGACAAACUUCUCCUGAAACAAAUCCAGAAUGGGUGGUGGACUGAUACUAAUGACCAAACCAUCCUACCAGAAAAAUUAGGACAACAGGUGUUAGAACACAUCCACCGAACCACCCACCUGGGGGCCCGGCGGAUGAUAGACCUGAUCAGACGCUCCAAGCUCAAAAUCAGACAUAUAGCUGAGAUGGCCAGCAGUAUCGUGACAAGUUGCAAAGUCUGCCAGCUUAACAACGCAUACCCCCAAUCUCAAGCUACAACAGGAACAAGGCUCAGGGGAACCAGGCCCGGUAUCUACUGGGAAGUAGAUUUUACUGAAAUAAAGCCAGGAAAGUACGGGUACCGGUACUUACUUGUCUUUGUAGAUACUUUUUCAGGGUGGACUGAAGCAUUCCCAACCAAAAGAGAAACUGCUCAGGUCGUAGCAAAGAAAAUUCUGGAAGAUAUCCUUCCCAGGUAUGGCUUCCCCAUCCAGAUAGGGUCAGAUAAUGGGCCCGCUUUCGUCGCUAAGGUAAGUCAGGACUUGGCUUCCAUCCUUGGGGCAAAUUGGAAACUACAUUGCGCUUACAGGCCCCAGAGUUCAGGACAGGUAGAAAGGAUGAAUCGGACCUUAAAAGAGACCUUAACUAAAUUGACUAUAGAGACUGGUGCUAAUUGGGUAGUCCUUCUCCCCUAUGCUCUGUUCCAGGCCCGUAAUACCCCUUACAAACUGGGCCUCACCCCUUACGAAAUCAUGUAUGGCAGACCUCCACCCCUGGUUCCUAGCUUAAAAGAUGACCUGCUUAAGUCUGAAACAGAAAAUGUCUCUGAAUUCUUAUUUUCCUUACAAGCCUUACAGAAAAUUCACCAAGAAAUCUGGCCCAAGCUGAGAGAGCUAUAUGAGACCAGUCCCCCACCGACACCCCAUCCGUACCAGCCGGGAGACUGGGUCCUGGUUAAGCGACACCGACAAGAGACCCUAGAGCCCAGGUGGAAAGGACCACUCCAAGUACUCCUGACCACACCCACCGCCCUGAAGGUAGAAGGCAUUGCGUCGUGGAUCCACUACACCCACGUCAAGCCAGUGGACCCAACCUCCGACCUUCUGGGGCCAAUCACGGCGGCGGUGGCUGAAGCACCGGACACGUGGACUGUGGACAGAGCUAAGAACAACCCCUUAAAACUCACCCUGCGCCGGCAGCAUAACUCACUGCAAACAUGCAGUUAGGUAGUCUAACUCUAACAUUAGUCGCCCUAGUGGCAGCUGGGGAAAACAUAAAGCCAGCUCCUAAUCCCUUUGUCUGGAGAUUCUGGCUUUAUGAAAACCAAACCCACCCUGGGCAACCUCAUAAGCCCGGGAAAUUAGUGGCCAGUGCAGAUUGCCCCUCCUCAGGGUGCAAUAGCCCAAUUUUACUAAAUUUUACCGAUUUCCCAGUAGCCAAACCAGUGGCACCAAUAAUAUGCUUCGAGUAUGAUCAGACUGAAUACAAUUGUAAGCACUAUUGGUGGCACCAAAGUGCCGGCUGCCCUUAUAACUAUUGUAACAUCCAUAAAUACCAAUGGUGGGGUGGAGAAGAACAGAUAGAUCCCAGAUGGCCCUUCCAUCGCAGACGAGAUAGAGACCUUUCAUAUACAUGGAUAGUUAGAGACCCCUGGAACUCCCGCUGGACCACGCCUCAACACGGGGCUGUAUACUACUCCUCCGCCUCUACAUGGCCUAGCAGUCACCUCUAUCUGUGGCGGGGUCUAGUGCAGGUACGGCCCCUGGUCCAUGGAAAUAUCCAGUGACAAGAAAACCACCUGACACAAGAUUUACGUCCUUUUUCCUGGUUAAAAUUAUUGCAAGAAGGAUUAGAACUUGCCAACCUUACAGGACUUCACAGCCUGUCUGGCUGCUUUCUAUGUGCCACUCUAAGGCGUCCACCGCUAACCGCUGUCCCCCUGCCAUGGGGAUCAUCCACCUCUGCCCAAGCUAACAACCACCAAAACCUCUCAUAUGCCCCUAUCCCUAACGUGCCACUAUACCUAAACCCCAGUCAAGAGAAGUUUCCCUACUGUUUCUCAGGAACUAAUUCCAGCCUCUGCAACAUCACUGCAACGCCCCCUAACAUCACCUUAAGGGCUCCGUCAGGCAUAUUCUUCUGGUGUAAUGGAACAUUAUCUAAAAACCUAUCAAGCCCCUCUGUUACCAACCUACUGUGUCUUCCUGUCACAUUAGUUCCCCGGUUAACUCUACUUACUGCCGGCGAGUUCCUAGGGUAUACCGGUAACUGGACUAGUGCUGUUAUUCACCCAGACCCUAGACCGAGACCUGCACGAGCCAUAUUUCUCCCCCUCAUUGCAGGAAUCUCCCUCACCGCAUCCUUCAUGGCGGCCGGACUGGCUGGGGGAGCCCUAGGUCACACCCUUAUAGAAAGUAACAAGCUGUACCAACAAUUUGCCGUUGCUAUGGAGGAGUCAGCUGAGUCCCUUGCCUCCCUCCAGCGGCAGCUCACGUCCCUAGCACAGGUAACCUUGCAGAACCGGAGGGCCUUAGACCUACUCACUGCUGAAAAAGGGGGAACGUGUAUGUUUCUAAAGGAAGACUGUUGUUUCUACAUAAAUGAAUCAGGACUCGUGGAAGACCGAGUCCAACAGUUACGCAAGUUAAGCACAGAAGUAAGAACACGGCAGUUUGCUUCAGCUGCAGACCAAUGGUGGAACUCAUCUAUGUUUUCUCUGUUAGCCCCCUUCCUUGGACCCCUGCUGAGUCUACUAUUUCUGCUUACCGUAGGACCUUGUGUUGUUAACAGAAUUUUGCGGUUCGUUAAAGAAAGGUUUAACACUGUACAACUCAUGGUCCUCAGAGCCCAAUACCAACCUGUAAACGCUGAAACAGAAUCAGACUUAUAAGACCCAAGAUUGGCUCUAAAAAAUACCUGAAAAGAAAGGGGGGGAAUGAAAAGAGCCGUGCACAUUCCUCAGCCCCGGGCUCAAAACAAACAAGCCCAGUACAAACACAUCCCAUCCUCCCAUCCCACCACAUAUCACCAUAUAUCUCUUAAACUUCCCCCGGGCUCAAAACAAACAAGCCCAGUACAAACACCACCAGGAAAGUCUCCGAUAAGGGGACAGAUGAGGGGACAGCCAUUCAAAGUUUUACUGAAAGAGCGGGAACCAAAAGAAUUCCUUUGUUCCCCUGUAACUUUCAGGCUAUAAAAAAGCAAACACUCGCAUUGUUCGGGGCCCUCUUGUAUGCGGUGGAAUGGAGGGACCAGGUUCGAACUUGUAGUAAAGAUCCUUGCCGCUUGGCUUUGACUCUGGA